AUGACGAGCACAAAGUGGAAUAAAAUCUUACCAUCUGUACCAUUAAAUGAGAUUCCUAAAGUUAAAAAAGAAAUUAUAUCCGAAUUACCGCAUCUUAAUGCAAAGGAUAUAAGAAGAUACAAGAUCCCAUAUAACGAAGCGGUUUUGCAUGAAUUACGAGAAGAAGGCUCGUACGAAGCAGCAGAAUAUUUUAAGUGUCUUUUAAAUAUUGACGAAGAGAGGAGAAUAUCAGCUGGUCGUAAUACUUCGAUCUGGAAUGAGCCCAAAUUAAAAGACAACAAGGAACUAAUUGAUUAUCUUCUCAAUUUUUUAACGAAUUUCUUUCAACACACAAUUUCGGACAGUAAAAAAGCCACGGCCCUUAUAAAAACAGCACUUGUAACAGAGACUUUGAGCUCGGAAUGGUGGUGGAUCACCGAUGUCCUGUACCGCACAGCUUUUUGGAUUGUCAAAGAGAUCAGAGAUAGCGACGAGCAGCUUCGCAUGAUUUCCCUUCUUCGAUUUGUCUAUGGAAGAUUUUUGUUUCAUAAAAUGAAUAACGCGAGGGCUGCUCUGGAGCACGUACGCAAGGCCCAGCGUAGCUCUCGGGAAAAGCCUUGGAGCAUAUCGAUGGUAUUAGAUGUCAAACAUGAGAUGUUAUUUAUGCAAUGCUGUACCUUGAUGCACAAAGUGCUUUUAAGUAUAGCUCGAGAAGUUUGCAAUAACCAGCCGCAAGUCGCUGUCAAUUCUUGCAAAGUUGCUCUUACCGCGGCCAUCGAGUCUGGCCAGGAGGAACUCGUCGCCGAGGCACAGUUUGAACUUGGUAAAAGCCAAAUCGCCAUUAAAAAUGUUAAACAAGCACUAAAGUGUUUGUAUAAGAGUCUUGCGAUAAUGGAAAAAAUUUUCGAUCCAAUCGGGAUGUGCGAGGCUUAUUCGCAACUAGCUAACGUUUAUAAGGAAAUGAAUGAAGAUAAAAAAGUUUUAGAGCACUUGCAAAAAUUAAAAGAUACAGCUACCAAUUACCAAUUACCUAACAAACUUGCUGAAGCUCAUUACUUAGCCGGAGAAUAUUAUUUAUAUCGGGGUAAUCCGACAGAAGCGAGUCUGAAUUUCGAAUCUGCAUUCUCAUUGUACAAUGGACUUGGUGCUAAAGAAACUAAUCUUGUCAGGUGCUUAACAGGCGUUUCCAGAGGUCAGGAGUUGCUACACGCAUUUCAAGCCUUGUUAGUGCAAUGUAUCGGCGGCAACGUCGAUGCAACAUUGCAAAUCUUGAAUUGGAAGGAUCGCGGUGAACCCUUUGAGGAAAAGCCGAUGCCUGACAAAAGUACGUUAUUCAUAAGAAUGGGAAACCAAAUUUUUUCCCCCAAUUAAUUUUAGUGGCUCUCGUUAGAAUUUUCAUGGGUUUACUUUUGUUUAGAUUUGUCGGGAAGCCGCUAUAUAUAUAUAUAUA
This is a messenger RNA of Ceratosolen solmsi marchali, 1429 nucleotides long. RefSeq lists its product as uncharacterized. Gene Ontology annotation, biological process: cilium movement. NCBI's taxonomy places the organism in Eukaryota, Metazoa, Arthropoda, Insecta, Hymenoptera, Agaonidae. Gene Ontology annotation, molecular function: protein binding. Bases 1 to 1350 code for a protein of 449 amino acids. Gene Ontology annotation, cellular component: cilium. The transcript is spliced from 8 exons. The record is from RefSeq and is a predicted model, not a curated record.